Silurus meridionalis is the source of this 2096-nucleotide messenger RNA. Its product is annotated as polymeric immunoglobulin receptor-like. The coding region runs from base 5 to 1357 and encodes 450 amino acids. The record is from RefSeq and is a predicted model, not a curated record. Lineage: Eukaryota; Metazoa; Chordata; Actinopteri; Siluriformes; Siluridae. The transcript is spliced from 18 exons.
UAACAUGAGCUGCGUUUUCAUUUUUAUUCUGUUCAUUUCAAAUGUCAUUUCUCACUCAGCAUACAGAAAGUUAAGUCUUCAAACUGGAGCAUCUGUUACCAUCCCAUGUCCUUAUGAUAGGAAAUAUAUACAUCAUAAGAAAUACUGGUGCUAUCAUGCUGCUGCAGCAUACAAUUACUGCACAAUUCAGGCGUAUGCCAACGAUACACAGGGGAAAGUGACAGUAACUGAUAAUCCAGCUGAGAGUCUCUUUACUGUGACUAUGAAAGAUCUCCAGACAGGAAACACUGGAUCAUACUGGUGUGUUGUAGAGAUAGAAGGAAUAACACAUGAUGUUAUAGAACAACUUUCUAUCACAGUGAAAGCAGCUCCUGAUCUGUCUGUGAGGGAGAGCAGUGUGAGUGGUGAUGAAGGAGGCAGCGUCACAGUUCAGUGUCUCUACAGUGCUGCGUAUCAGAACACACAGAAGAAGUGGUGCAGAUUCAGAGACAGAAGCUGCAACUCAGUGACGAGGCCUGACACAUCCCAGAAUUCAGCAGUGAACAUCAGUGAUGAUGGGAAAAGUUUAUUCAGUGUGCAGAUGAGUGGACUGAAGAAGAGUGAUGGUGGCUGGUACUGGUGCAGUGCAGGAGAUCUGAAGGUUCCUGUUCACAUCAGUGUCCAUGAUCCACCUCCAGUUGUAACUACAGGAGUGACUACAAACACUCACCAUGUCACUACACACACAACUGCCUCAAAGCAACACUCAGCAUCUCAAACUGCAGCUUCCAGCAGUGAUGAAACCACAUCUGUCUCGAAGUACAAUUUAGUGCCAUCUAACGCGCCAAUGCAUAACAGCGAUAAAACCAUAUCUGUCUCGAUGUCCAGCACAGCAGCAACUCAGACUGCAGUUUCUAACGGCCAUAAAACUACUGAGAAUGUAGAGGCCCUGAUCUAUGGUUCUUUGGUGGCCUUUUUAUUGUUACUGGUGAUCCUGGUCAUCAGCAUCUGCCUAAAAAGAAAGAAAUGCACAGGUGAGGGUGCCUUCUGGUGGCACAGAGAAUCAGAGAAUCAAAUCAAAACCAGAGAGAGGAUCAGUGACACCACUGUUCAUGCAGCAGAGUGUGAGGAAACAUACAGUUUAAUUGUUAAGAAAAAGUCAAGAAAAAAUACAUCAAAAGAAAAGAGCUUGGAGCAGCCAACAUUUACAGCUGAAGACCCCAUUAUAUACAGCACUGUGACUAAGCCAGAGUCUUCAGCAUUAAAAGAUAACGAUGACGUGACCUACAGUUCUGUAAAAAUUGCUUCCAAAAGUAAAACUGUGUCUACAAAUGUUGUUGAGGGUGAGACCAUCUACAGCAGUGUAGUUUGCCAGUAAAAGAGACUGAUGUACUGUUUGGCUGGAAGGAAACUGUGGGUGGUGCCUCAGGGAUCUCUACUGGGUUCAUGUUCAUCGUACAUCAUAGUCGCAUGACGCUCAGUUAUUCAGAAAAGACCAAUUCACUGCUAAUAACAAUUCCAUAAUCUAGCAUCCUAUAUAUUACUAUAUAUGUUCCUAUAUAUUAAUUACAUUUGUGUAUAAAUGCAAGGAUUGAAAUGAAUGUGUCUAAUGAAUAUUAUUAACAAAUAAAGAUUACAGCACAAUGUUGAAUUAUGUACUGUAAUCUGAUGAAUUAAUGUGUCUAGUGGAUGAUCCACAACAUUAAGAUACAUACAUUACAGAAUUCGGCAGUCUUCCUUAUCCAGAGCAACUUUCAAUUAUCUCAUUUUAACAACUGAACAGUUGAGGGUGCUUAAUGGCUCAGAAUGUGCAACUUUGUGUUUCUAGGAUUUUAACUUAUGACCUUCAAAUCAGAAAGCUAACAUCUUACCACUGAGCGAUCUAUCUAUCUAUCUAUCUAUCUAUCUAUCUAUCUAUCUAUCUAUCUAUCUAUCUAUCUAUCUAUCUAUCUAUCUAUCUAUCUAUCUAUCUAUCUAUCUAUCUAAACUGUCUGUCUAUCUAACUGUCUGUCUGUCCGUCCGUUCGUCCGUCAGAUAAUUUACAUUCUCAGCCAGUGGUGAUUUUUCUGUUACACAGCAUGAAGAGCAUUUUUUAGGCCAUUAAAAAAAUUAACCAC